Molecule: messenger RNA, 995 nt
Organism: Bipolaris sorokiniana ND90Pr
Lineage: Eukaryota; Fungi; Ascomycota; Dothideomycetes; Pleosporales; Pleosporaceae
Exons: 2
Coding region: 94-888 (264 amino acids)
Source: RefSeq, a predicted model, not a curated record
GCCCGUACAAAGGCCUCUGUUCAGAAGCCCAUCAGAAACCACUUGAGCCCCUUUUUCUACUAAACGCACGCACAUUCACACCCACCACCCACCAUGGCGAAUCUUGUAGCCAAAUACGCCAUGAAAAAGGCGCUCGGCAAGGAGAUGGAAAAGUACCGGGGCAAGAGCGCAUCGGGCCCAUAUGAUCCCUUCUACGAGGAAAUCCCACACCCAAGGAAGCCUGGCAAGACAAAAAAGGUCAAGAAGGAAAUUCCCAGCUACAUUCCUCCACAUGACGCAGAUGUCCUUGCCAAAGCCCGCAAAUCCGCUUACAGACUCGACUACGCUCUCUUUUCCUUUAUGGGAAUUCGCUUCGGCUGGGCUUCGGUGAUUGGCCUAUUCCCUGCUGCUGGCGACGCUAUGGCUGCCGCCCUGGCCCUCAACCUUGUUCGCCAGAUGAUGAAGGUUGAAUGUGGUCUGCCUGCCACGGUCGUCCUUCUCAUGGUGGUCAACACCGCCAUUGACUUUCUCGCCGGUCUCGUGCCAUUUCUCGGUGAUCUUGCCGGCGCCGCCAUCAAAGCCAAUGGUAAAAACGUUCGCCUCCUCGAGCAACACCUAGACAAGGUGUACAAGCCCAAGGAGUUGAUCGAACGCGAAGCCAAAAUGCCUCGGGAAUCACGACCUCGUCCUGCUUCAGUCUAUAUUGAUUUUGACGACGAAAUUGAAGACCGUCGCAACGCCUUCAACGAUGAACAUGACGAUGUGCGCCCACCACAGAAAUCCUACCGUGGCCAGCGCAUCCCAGACGAGGAAAUGGGUUACCGACAGGACACUCAACGUUCCUACAGAGACGACCGACGCAGAGACGACAGACCCAGUCGCAAUAACACCAGGAGCAGCAGACACUAAAAAAAAGUUCUCCUUGCGUUCCCAUUUCCUAUGUCAAAUUUUCUCGAGUCUUCUGUUUGGUUGCUAGACUGGUGCUAGGACAUUACACAAUUGGCGUUUGCGGUUAC